Molecule: messenger RNA, 588 nt
Organism: Zonotrichia leucophrys gambelii
Lineage: Eukaryota; Metazoa; Chordata; Aves; Passeriformes; Passerellidae
Product: olfactory receptor 14J1-like
Exons: 1
Coding region: 1-588 (195 amino acids)
Biological process (GO): G protein-coupled receptor signaling pathway
Cellular component (GO): membrane
Molecular function (GO): olfactory receptor activity; odorant binding
Source: RefSeq, a predicted model, not a curated record
AUGUGCUACGACCGCUAUGUGUCCAUCUGCAAACCCCUGCACUAUGGGACCCUCCUGGGCAGCAGAGCUUGUGCCCACAUGGCAGCAGCUGCCUGGGCCACUGCCUUUCUCUAUUCACUGCUGCACACGGCCAAUACAUUUUCCCUGCCCCUGUGCAAAGGAAAUGCCUUGGAUCAGUUCUUCUGUGAAAUCCCUCAGAUCCUCAAGCUGUCCUGCUCUAAAUCCUAUCUCAGGGAACUCGGGGUCAUUGCAGUUAGUGUUUGUUUAGUAUUUGGCUGUUUUGUGUUCAUUGUUUUUUCCUAUGUGCAGAUCUUCAGGGCUGUGCUGAGGAUCCCCUCUGAGCAGGGUCGGAACAAAGCGUUUUCCACCUGCCUCCCUCACCUGGCUGUGGUCUCUCUGUUGGUCAGCACUGUAGCAGUUGCCUACCUGAAGCCCCCCUCCAUCUCCUCCCCAUCCCUGGAUCUAACAGUGUCAGUUCUGUACUCAGUGGUGCCUCCAGCCCUGAACCCCUUCAUCUACAGCCUGAGGAACCAGGAGCUCAAGGCUGAAGUGUGGAGACUGAUGACUGGAUGCUUUCAGGAACAUUAA